AUGCCGAUGGAGGAGGAUCAUCGGGGCGUUGGAGCUGCUGCUGCUCAAGUGCUGCUGGGAUUAGGAGAGCGAGGACUGAUGGUGCUGUGGCUUUGGUUGGUGCUGCGGCUUUGGUUGGCGGUGCUGGUGGUGGUGAGAGCGAUGGGGGGAGAGGAAGGUUUGCUUUGCGUGUUGAAUGGGCUAGUGGCAGCGGUGCUGGUGGUGGUACUGGCAGCAAUGACGGCAGCCGAAGCAGUAGCGACGGUUGUGUUGGCGAUCGUGGUGGGUGUGGUGGCGGUGGGUGUGGUGGUGGUGUUGUUGGCGGUUGUGGUGGUGGUGGUGGCAGCGGCUCUGAUGUUGGCAGGGGUGGUUGCAAAAAUGAAGGCCACUUGA
Messenger RNA from Closterium sp. Yama58-4, 372 nucleotides. The record is from the annotation of a GenBank genome assembly. NCBI's taxonomy places the organism in Eukaryota, Viridiplantae, Streptophyta, Zygnematophyceae, Desmidiales, Closteriaceae.